GCUGGUAUAAUCUCUGUUGUUCUAACUGUUCUCCCUCUUUUUCCCUUCCUGUUUUGGGCCAUGUUUCCAAAUACAGAGGAGAGGCCUAGAAUAAAACUAACUGCUCCUAAAAUACCAGAGGGUGAGAAAGUAGAUUUUGAUGACAUCCAAAAGAAAAGGCAGAACAAAGACCUGAUUGAACUACAAGCCUUGAUUGACAGCCACUUUGAAGCCAGGAGAAAGGAAGAGGAAGAGCUGGUUGCCCUCAAGGAGAGAAUUGAGAAGCGUAGAGCUGAAAGAGCAGAGCAACAGAGAAUCCGGGCUGAGAAGGAGAAGGAGCGUCAGGCAAGGCUUGCGGAGGAAAAGGCACGGAGAGAGGAAGAAGAUGCCAAAAGAAAAGCUGAGGAUGAUCUCAAGAAGAAAAAGGCUCUGUCCUCCAUGGGUGCCACAUACAGCAGCUAUCUGACUAAGGCUGAUCAGAAGAGAGGAAAGAAGCAAACAGCUAGAGAGACAAAGAAGAAGGUCCUGGCAGAGAGGCGCAAGCCAUUGAACAUCGACCAUCUUAGUGAAGAUAAGCUGAGGGACAAGGCUAAGGAACUGUGGGACUGGUUAUACCAGCUGGAGACUGAAAAGUAUGACUUUACAGAACAGAUCAAGAGGAAAAAAUAUGAGCUUUUAACAAUGCGUUGCAGGCUGCAGGAGCUUUCCAAAUUCAAGAAGGCAGGACCACCAAAGGGCAAGGUUGGCGGGCGCUGGAAGUAAAGAACCAGGCAGGAUGGCCCUUAGUGGAGUGCCAAAACCCUGCUGGUCUCCUCUUUCUUCCGUCACCAAUUACUUGUGUUCCUACGCAUCAAAGCUAACAAAAAUCACAACAUCAGCCUGCAUUGGCUAUUGCUGCUGCUUUUCUUCUUUUUCUUCCUGGAGGGGUCUGUCGGCUUCCUCAGUCAAAAGGAAGCAGGUUCCCUGUGGAACUGAAAUGACUCCUUGCUGGCAUCUUCAAUUCCUGCUGAGCAUGUCAUUUAUCCUCCUGAUACCAUCCCUAUGCUGUCCUGUAGAUUGCUGUGUACAAAUCUCUGGAUUUUGUAAAUAAAGCACAACUAGUACCUACUCCAAUAACA
This is a messenger RNA of Neopsephotus bourkii (Bourke's parrot), 1097 nucleotides long. It is a transcript of the gene TNNT3, whose product is annotated as troponin T3, fast skeletal type. The record is from RefSeq and is a predicted model, not a curated record. The transcript has 9 exons. Gene Ontology annotation, cellular component: troponin complex. Gene Ontology annotation, molecular function: tropomyosin binding; troponin I binding; troponin C binding. Bases 61 to 741 code for a protein of 226 amino acids. NCBI's taxonomy places the organism in Eukaryota, Metazoa, Chordata, Aves, Psittaciformes, Psittacidae. Gene Ontology annotation, biological process: regulation of muscle contraction; muscle contraction; sarcomere organization.